GGUCGACCCCAGGGCACCAAACACGCUGACAGAAGAGAGCAACACGCAGAACCUUAUGCACCAACCCGGCCGGACAGACCUCGGCCUCCAGCAGACACUGAGUUUGUGGCAGCGUGGUGCAGAUCCCAUCUCAGGCCGGAGCCAGGAGAGUCGCCUCACACCGAUUCUACAAGGCCACCCACCCUCAUAAACUGUACCCACGCGGACGUUCUGAACCCAGCCAGG
Pelobates cultripes (western spadefoot toad) is the source of this 225-nucleotide messenger RNA. Lineage: Eukaryota; Metazoa; Chordata; Amphibia; Anura; Pelobatidae. The record is from the annotation of a GenBank genome assembly.